AUGGCGGUUGCAUUGCCCAUGGAAUCCAACCCGGAUACAAUGAAUAAAUAUUUGGAGAAGUUAGGCGUGUCCGAAAAAUGGCGGAUGGUUGACGUAAUAGGUUUAGAAGAAGAUGCUCUGAACUGGGUUCCUCGUCCCGUAUUAGCCAUAGUCCUGCUCUUCCCGCUCUCCGAUGCCUACGAAAAACAUCGUCGUGACCAGGAGAAAGAGAUGCAAACGAAAGGACAUGAACCUCCCAAAGACGUGUUCCAUCUGAAACAAGUUCUUAGCAACGUAUGUGGAACUAUAGCCCUGGUACACAGCGUUGCUAAUAAUAUUCCCCAUAUCGAGCUCAACGACGGCCUGCUCAAGACUUACAUUAAUGAAGCGAAGAACCUUGACUCGUCAGCUAAAGGCGCUCUUUUAGAAAAUUCUGCUGCGAUUUUGAACGCGUACAGGGAAAUAGUGCGCACGGGAAGUGAGCCCGGUACCGAGGUCGAGGAAACCGUCAACAACCACUUUGUGACAUUCAUCCACAAGGACGGCCACCUGUUCGAGCUGGAUGGACGCAAGUCAUUCCCUAUAAACCAUGGCACGACUACUCCCGAGCGUCUCCUAGAGGACGCGGCGAAGGUCUGUCGUGAAUUUAUCGCCAGGGAACCAGAUAACAUCGGCUUCAAUGUGGUAGCUCUUGUCCCCGCACAGUAA
Messenger RNA from Spodoptera littoralis (African cotton leafworm), 687 nucleotides. NCBI's taxonomy places the organism in Eukaryota, Metazoa, Arthropoda, Insecta, Lepidoptera, Noctuidae. The record is from the annotation of a GenBank genome assembly.